AUGAGGGCGAACUUGGCCCGCCAUGGGCGGCGCCUCCUGGCUUAUCGCACAAGAGUGCCAUCAUGCUCUCUCCUAAGCCAUUCGCCUUCUGCGAGACGGCUACCACAGUCUGCGCCGACAGUGUGCCCGCGAUUCGAGCGCUCGUUUUUCAACGUCCUCUUCAAGAAGCCACCCCGCGACAUUCGACAGCCCGAGUACGAGCCCGGAUGGAUGCAAAUCAUGGUCUGGCGCAGCCGCAUGCUCGACAACCUGCGGCCGCAGCCCCGACGCGAGCUCAUGGAGGCUUGGCGCCGCCUCAUGCAGGCCAAGCUCAAGUCGCGCGUGCCGCUCAACAGCACACAGGCGCUGCAGUGCCGACGCCUGCUCGACUACCUCUCCGACCAGCGCAUAAGCCUCCAGGAGGAUCACAACGUCAAGCCCCUGUCUUCGGCCGACCUCGCCAUGGCGCGCCAGGUGCUCCUCGAGCUCGAGCCGAGCGAGACGACGCAACACCAUGUCGACUUUGCGCGCGCGCUGUACAAGGCGUGGAUGGACGGCGACUUUGCACACAAGCCCCGUGCGGUGGAACUGCAAUGGACAUAUCUCGUCAAGGCGCUGUCAUUGUACGGCUGCGGAGUGGAGGCCAAGGGGUUACUCUACGAGAAGUGGGACAUGCCAGAGUACGCCGUCUACCUUACCCAGGACGACCAAUUACUGGAGACUGUUGCGCAGGCCCUUGCCAGAGAAGGCAAGGAAGCUGAGCUGUUGGAGCUGGUUUACCACGCGCAAGCCCGUGGAAUUGCUCUCGAUGCUAGCCUGCAAUCGGUCAUUGUACAAUACUUUGCCGGCCGCGACCGAAUCGAGGAAACAAAGGCCUGGUUCACGAAGCGCAUCGAACAACCGCAGUGCCAUCGAGAUACGUACCGCGCUGUUGCUUCUUUCGCGAGGCGUAACAAGCUACAAGAAUGGGCGAUGCCCUUCUUCAUAGAACUGGGCGAGGCUACACCCAGGAAACAAUAUUGGGAUGUCCUACUGCAGUCGAUUUUGCUGAUGGGCCGGAGCCCUUCGCAGGUGGGCACCAUGAUGGACCACAUGGUCGACCGCGGCGGUGAUAUCAAACCUACUAUUAACACAAUCAACGGCCUCCUUUCGGUAGCCGUCGAGCUUAAAGAUUAUCAGCUGGGGCAGGACGUGCUGCAGCUUGGCAACGAAAAGGGCAUCAAGAUGAACGGCGAAAGCUAUAUGCACAUGAUGCGCCUGUGCAUCGAAGCCAAGGACUUUGACCGUGCGCAAAGUGCCUACGAGCAAGUCAAAUACCUUGAACCCUGGGGCAGCGACUCCAAAUCAGACCUACAGUCCCAAUUUGGGCGGCUUGUGAACCACUACCUCGUCAUACUUACCAAGCAAACGCCCCCCAACUUCCCCCUCCUUCUCUCUAUCAUUGAUUCGGUCGAGGAGCUUGGUCUCCGCCUCGAACCCGCCACCGUUGCAGCGCUGUGCCUGCGCUUCCUAGAGAAUGACCAGCACUUUGAUGUCAUGGACAUCCUCUCCAUAAACACCUUCCUCUUCAGCGAAGCCCAACGCGAAGUGGUGCAGUCCGCCUUUAUUCAGUUCUGCCUGGAUCCCAAGACGAGCACGUCCCGUGCAUGGGGCGGCUACCAGCUGCUGCAGCAGUUUUUUGAGGACACGAGCUUCGGGCGACGCACGCAGCUGAUGGAGGCGUUCUUCGCGCGACGGCGGCCCGACAUGGCGACGCAUGUCUUUGGCCACAUGCGCCAGCACCGCAGCAAGUCGCUGCACCCGCGGAUGGAGACGUACAUUGCAUGCCUGGAGGGCCUCGCGCGCUGCCCGGACCUGGCCGGGCUGGAGAUGGUGCACAACAUGCUCAAGAUGGACACGACGGUGCAGACGAACACGGCGCUGCAGACGGGGCUGAUGCUGGCGUUCACGGCGUGCGACAAGCCGCUCACGGCGCUGGACUGUUGGUCGCAGAUCACGCAGUCGCAGGAGGGGCCGUCGUACGCGACGCUCGAGGCGGUGUUUUGGACGCUGGAGCGCAAGCCGGGCGGGUACAAGAUGGCGCGCGAGAUCUGGGACCGCAUGGAGCGGAUGGACCUCGAGGUCUCGGCGCGCGUGUACAAUGCGUACAUUGGCGCGGUGGCGGGCGCGGGCUCCGAGAAGGAGAUACGCGCCCUGAUUAUGAAGAUGCCUACCGUGGUUGGUGUUGAGCCUGAGCCUAUGACAUUUGCCAUUGCGUACAAUGCACUACCUGGAUGGGAACUUCAAAACGAAUUUCAGACGUGGGCAAAGCUGCGAUACAAGGAGCAGUGGGAGACGUUGCUCAAGGCUGGGCGAAGGAUGAAUGAGUACUCGUUGUGUCAAUUCAAGAUUGACCGAAACAUGCGAGCAGAGGUCUAG
This is a messenger RNA of Cordyceps fumosorosea ARSEF 2679, 2397 nucleotides long. Its product is annotated as complex I intermediate-associated protein 84. The transcript is spliced from 2 exons. NCBI's taxonomy places the organism in Eukaryota, Fungi, Ascomycota, Sordariomycetes, Hypocreales, Cordycipitaceae. Bases 1 to 2397 code for a protein of 798 amino acids. Gene Ontology annotation, molecular function: protein binding. The record is from RefSeq and is a predicted model, not a curated record.